Anopheles coustani is the source of this 2742-nucleotide messenger RNA. It is a transcript of the gene 14-3-3epsilon, whose product is annotated as 14-3-3 protein epsilon. The coding region runs from base 165 to 926 and encodes 253 amino acids. The transcript has 5 exons. Gene Ontology annotation, cellular component: cytoplasm. Lineage: Eukaryota; Metazoa; Arthropoda; Insecta; Diptera; Culicidae. Gene Ontology annotation, biological process: signal transduction. The record is from RefSeq and is a predicted model, not a curated record.
AGCCACUGAAGUAAUCUGCAGUCGUGUAGCGAAGCAAGCGUAGCAAGAAAGUAGUGUGUGGUUGGUCGUCGUCAGCGCCGUAUCCGUCAUCAGUCGUACCGCGAUUCGAGCAGCGAAAAGAGGGUUAACUGUAGAAAAGAACCGAGUUUCUGAAAACUUACAAAAUGUCGGAACGCGAAAACAACAUCUACAAGGCGAAGCUGGCCGAGCAGGCUGAGCGAUAUGACGAAAUGGUUGAGGCAAUGAAGAAGGUUGCAUCGAUGGACGUUGAGCUGACGGUUGAGGAAAGGAACCUACUGUCGGUGGCGUACAAAAAUGUGAUCGGAGCACGUCGCGCUUCCUGGCGAAUAAUCUCAUCCAUUGAGCAGAAGGAAGAGAAUAAGGAAAAGCUUGAGAUGAUCAAGAACUACCGCUCACAGGUGGAGAAGGAACUGCGCGAUAUCUGUUCAGACAUUCUGGAGGUGUUGGAUAAGCAUCUCAUUCCUUGUGCAACGACUGGCGAAAGCAAGGUUUUCUACUAUAAGAUGAAGGGUGACUACCACCGUUACUUGGCCGAGUUUGCAACCGGUGGAGAUCGUAAGGAUGCCGCCGAAAAUUCGCUCGUUGCGUACAAGGCCGCCAGUGACAUUGCUAUGACUGACCUUCCACCAACGCAUCCAAUCCGAUUGGGAUUGGCUUUGAACUUCUCAGUAUUUUACUAUGAAAUCCUGAACUCUCCGGAUCGUGCCUGCCGUCUAGCGAAAGCCGCAUUCGACGAUGCUAUUGCCGAACUGGAUACUCUGAGCGAGGAAAGCUAUAAGGAUUCAACUCUAAUCAUGCAGUUGCUACGGGACAACCUUACCUUAUGGACAUCCGACAUGCAGGGUGAUGGUGAAGGCGAACAGAAGGAACAAAUCCAGGAUGUCGAAGACCAGGACGUGUCGUAAUUUGCGCGCGACUCGUUUUAUGUGUGAGUUUAUAUUUUAAUAAUUAAAAGAGGAGAUAAGAGAUAAGCAUUACGAAAUAAGAAAAUAAACAUAAGAAAUAUACACAAAACACAGACAUAGUGAAAAAGGGAUGGAAUAAAAGGAAAAAAAUAUUCAAGGAAAUGCAAAAUUCCUGCAACUGAAAAGGAAAUCACCCCCAGCAGUAUAAUAAUAGAACUUUCUGGAGACGGUAGAGGGAAGAGAGGAUGCACCGGAUGAAUGAAUUUAGAUGCAAAAACAACUGCAAUUUGUGUAAGGACAUUGAUGAAGAGAAAUGAACGAAUCCUCAGCGUGGAUAGAACAUCAUUAACUGAUAACAGUAAAAAAUAACAGCAAGAACAACCACCACGUGAAAUGAAACGAUUUAUUUCUUAACUACUAUCGCAUUGUGUGAAACCCUAAAACCUAGCAUCAUCAAGAACGGCGCCACAAUGGGAAGGAACUAUGAAAAAGAAUAUCAAACCGAGGCAAACAUUGCUAAUGAAGAGCGAGCAACUAUGAGAUGAGAUAUGUAAGGAAAAAAGAAACUCACAACAAAAUCGAACAACAACAGCAGUAACAAACGAAACAGACGAAAUCUUUGUUCAGUUCUUGUAAAAUAUGAAGUUUUGGAAAGAACAUACCUAAGGCUCACUCAUUCUCUUGUCAUUCCUCAACUCUUCCUCCCUCUCACUUGAUUCAUCCGGGGGCUGUUUUGUGCGUGUCCUUUACCUUGUGUGUACUAGGAGAGAAUUAUGAACCGCGCGUUAUCAUUGCAAGUUGUGUAGCACACAAAUAUGACUUAAGACAAACUAGAUUCCCCUCAUUUUGGAUUCACAUAUAGUAUAGAUAAAAGAAGGCAUAUUUCGUAUUUCAUCGUAGCAAAACAAACAAAACCACAACUACUCCACCAUCAACAACAUCAUCAACAAUGACAACAACCGCCACUACCACCAGCCGCGACCUGUUGUCGUCGUUGUCGCCGUCUUCUACUACCGUUGUCUCCUGUUCUGCCGCGCCAUCACCAUCUCCUUGCCUUCACCCUGUGGCCCUACAUCAUCGGAUUGCGUACACGACGGCGGUGUAUAUUGCGUCAAACAGCAAGCAGUUUCAAACUCGAGCGCGCGCGCGCCAUCCUCUUAUACCUCGCGCUGAAUACAUUGCACUCGCAAGCGAGCGUGUCAUGUGUACGUGCUGGAAAGAAGAAUAAUUUCUUAGUAGUUUACUGCUUACAUAAAACAACACACCUUAUCUUACCACCUCAGGAUUUCUUCCCGCGCUCUAGUGCCUCACACUAUCUUUACCCGAAGUCAUUGUGGCAUGGCACUCGCGAGAGAUACGCGUAAGACGACUCUGCCAACCAAGGCCGUCUUCUAGUAGGGUAGUGUUAGGAGAAAGGAACAUUCAUCUUGCCCUCACUAGCAAAAGGGAUGCUGCAGAGAUGAAGAGAAAAGGAGGAGAGCACUGUGAAGUGUGUGUUUUUGUGUGUUUUCCAUGUUCUUGCAGUUGAGCGUUGUGAUUUGGAUGCAUAAUUUAAGAAAUUAUCACGCCAUUCCAUCACGCAGUUUUACAACUAAUACUACAACUACUACUACUACUACUAUUUCACACCUCACUCAGUAGCACUAAGGAAAGCUUGUGAAGUCACUUGAUUAUAAGGCAUUCGUAAACGAAACAGGAGAGAGGAAACACAAGUCCUUUUGUGUUGGCAGUUAAGGAAGCAAAAGAAAACAAUUUGUUUAUUAUAUUUUAUUUCGUCAUUUAAACGAUUAAAAAACACAAGUACACUCCUAGCAGA